Messenger RNA from Bombyx mandarina (wild silkworm), 1922 nucleotides. RefSeq names its product pickpocket protein 28. Gene Ontology annotation, biological process: sodium ion transmembrane transport. Gene Ontology annotation, molecular function: ligand-gated sodium channel activity. The record is from RefSeq and is a predicted model, not a curated record. Gene Ontology annotation, cellular component: plasma membrane. Lineage: Eukaryota; Metazoa; Arthropoda; Insecta; Lepidoptera; Bombycidae.
UUUAGUAAAACUUCUCUUCAUAUCGUUUGCUGCAGCCGCCAUGAGACGACACUCGAGAUCCGGAAGCACCGGAAGGAUCCCUGACCAUGAUUUGGAGAAAAGCCGUGAGAUAAACGAAUACCUGAACUUCAAGGAUAAACCUAAGAAAUCAAAUUUUAUCAAAGACUACAUCAUAGAUUACACAGCGAACUCAAAUCUGCACGGUCUUAAGUAUAUCGGUGAAAAGGAACGGACUAUAGUUGAGAAAAUAUUUUGGUUGUUUGCAUUCAUCUGCUGUUUAGUGAUUUGCGCUGGACUAAUAGGAAAACUGUGGAAUAAAUGGAACGUGAAUCCCGUCAUCGUUAGCUUUGCGGAAAAUCCGACACCUGUGUACCAGAUACCUUAUCCGGCUGUAACACUGUGUUUUGAAACGAAAGCUAUGCAAAGGAAAUUUAACUUCACAGAAUACUAUCAUCUUUAUAACAAUACUGAAACGUACUCAAAUCUUACGGAACAAGAACGACACCUUUUCGAAGAUGUGUCUAUGGUUUGCGACGAUCACUUAGCACCACGAAAGGGUCGGAAAACUUCGUCUGGAUAUGAAUUGGUCAAUCACAUAACGGAGAUUUCGCCAAAUCUCACGGAUGUAUUCUUAGGUUGCAAAUGGAAAGACAUAACGAAACCCAACUGCUCCGAUUUAUUCUCGCCGAUAAUUACCGAGGAAGGCCUAUGUUACACUUUCAAUACUCUAGGAAACGAUGAACUUUUCCGAACUGAGAAUUUGCACAGCGACUAUCGAUAUUUAGAGCACGAAAACCUCGUGGGGUCAUGGUCUUUAGAUGGCGGCUAUGAGCCAAACACCCCCAUAGAAACUUACCCGCACCGAGGAUCUGGGUACGGAGCAAAAUCUGGAUUGACGAUGUUAUUGAAAGCUGCAAAUCUUGAUCUUGACUACCUUUGUAAAGGUCCCGUCCAAGGAUUUAAAAUAUUGCUGCACAACCCAGCAGAACUGCCAAGAGUAUCGCAGCAGUAUUUCCGAUCUCCAUUAUCACAAGAAGUUGUGGUAGCUGUGAAACCUAAAAUGAUGACGACUUCGGAAGGAUUACGACCAUACGAAGCGAAAAGGCGUCUAUGUUAUUUCCCGAAUGAACGCUAUCUCCGCUACUUCAAAGUGUAUACACAAGCUAACUGUGAGAUGGAAUGUUUAUCCAACUUCACGUAUACGAGAUGCGGCUGUGUACAUUUCGGGAUGCCACAUGAUUCUAACAUGUCCGUGUGCAACGCGGGCAGCAUGCCGUGCAUAAAACAUGCUCAAAUGGAGCUUGUGACGAUAGCGAUAGAAACUGGUUUGGACGACUCAUUCGAUGCUGAUGCUCUAGACAACGCAAAGAAGGUGUCCGCAAAAUGCGACUGCCUUCCAUCCUGCACCUCCAUAGAAUAUGAAGCUGAAACAUCCCAGGCGGAUUUCGACUGCCUUGCGCUUUUCAGAGCCUUUAGAUAUAAUGUUUCUGAAUUUGUAAAAGAUGUCAGCUACGCUCGAAUUAUGAUAUUCUUUAAAGAAGCACAAUUCAUAACAUCGAGACGAUCGGAACUUUACGGUCAAACAGACUUCCUGGCCAACAGCGGAGGUCUGCUGGGUCUGUUCAUGGGUUUCUCGUUUUUGAGCCUCAUCGAAAUAGUAUACUUUUUAUCCUUAAGAAUCAUCUGUGUCCUCUUCAAGCGAAAAAACAAAAAACAGAUGAUGAAUUUCCCAAAAGAUAAUCUCACCAGUCGCGAGUUCUACAAAUCAUCAAAUGAAUAAAAAGAUCUUGCUUGCUUGUUAGGAUUAAAUCUAGUUUUUUAAAUGAUUAACUUUGUAUUUCUCUAGUCUACUAUUUUGCUCUAGAAUGCGUUAUAUUCUUAUCAUGUAACAAUUUUAUGCCUCUAUCUAUUUAAAUUGAAAU